UCGGCUACUUCAGUUCGGUUCACAUUCUUUAUCUGAAACAAGGCCUAAAGUUUAUCUGAAACGUCUCAGUAAUUAUUAUAAAAUGCGCGUUAAAGUAAUUUUUGAUAUUCUGAUAUCACAGUUUUUACCAUCAUGUUCCAGUAAAAAAAUUCCUGCAAUCACUAACGGAGAAAAAAAUGAAACAGAUGAUGUUCCCGUGUGGAAACGAAAAAGAUAUUUGGUGUACUUUCUGACUUCCCUCAUAUUCAUAAAUCUCGCAUUAAUGCGAUAUUAUAUUGCUGUUACAAUCUUGGAAAUGACUGCUGAACACUUUGUUACGCAAGCCAAUGGAACCAUUAUUAAGGAACAAGAGUUUAGUUGGAGCUCCAAGCAACAGGGUGUGAUUCUCAGUUCCUUCGCCUAUGGCUAUAUAACAGCGCAAUUUUUUGGUGGAUUUAUUUGUGCCAAAAUCGGUGGAAUUAAUGUUCUUGGUUUUGGUGCAGGAAUUGCUGCUAUUUUUACCUUUUUAACUCCUUCAAUUGCCCACCUUGGAUAUCCCUGGCUGAUGACAACACGUGCUAUUGAAGGUCUACUACAGGGUGCCAGUCAACCUGCGUCAUUGUGGAUUUUAACACGUUGGGCACCAAAAUAUGAACGUUCACGAAUGAUUGGGAUGACUCUUUUUGGAAUUUAUGUUGGCUCCGUUGCCGCCCUGCCAAUGACCGGAGCUUUAAUUGUUAAUUUUGGCUGGAGGACAGUCUCCUAUGUCUUUGGCAGCAGUAGCCUUUUAUUGGCCAUCCUGUACCUCAUUGUAGUAAAAGGAAAUCCCCAAAUUGAUGGGUUUAUUACGGAAAAAGAAAGGACCUUCAUUACACAGAGAACAGUAAACCUGUCUUCUAUAAGCAAGCAUAAAGUUCCGUGGAAAGGAAUGCUAACAUCUCGAGUUUUUUGGGUAACUGUCCUUAUAGGUUUUACCCAGAAAUGGGGAGCUGCGAUAUUUCUCAAUCAACUACCAAGAUUUUUCACAGAUGUAAUGAAUUUGGACAUUGAUGAAGCUGGUUACGUCUCAUCCUAUCCCUUCAUAAUAACAUGCUGCACCACGCUACUGUCGGGAUUCAUCAUUGACAUGGUGAUCAAAAAAGAAUUUUGGGGUGUUAAUGAAACAAGACGCUUCUUCGUCUGCACAUCGUACAUAAUUGAAGCAAUUUUCCUAAUCUCAGCUAUUCAAAUGACCACCAAAUGGAACUUUAUCUUACUACUGACACUCGGAAUGAUUUGGGAACCCCUCGGCGUGUCCUGCGUAACACUUACAAUGGUAGAACUAUGCCCUGUCUCGGCACCCACUACAUUAUCCCUUGCUGCAACUAUAUCGGGAGUUGCCCCUCUUUUUGCACCGAUUGCCGUUGGUUUCCUGACUGAUGGCAAAACAUUCCAUGAGUGGCAAAUUGUCUUCUAUAUCGUAGCUACAUUUCACAUCACAGGUGCUGUUUGGUAUUGGUUCUUUGGGAAGGGAGGUAUCCAAUCAUGGUCCCCAAUGUACAAUGAAAGAAACCAAGGAAAUCAACAACAUCAAGCUAGUCCGUAAGGUUAUAAGGUCUCUUAAAUUACGUUCAAAUAAUUCUUUAAAAGUUUAAAGAAAUGGUUCAUCAACUAAUGCAGACAAUCUCGGAGGAAAUGUUUUAUACGUCAAAAGAAUUUUAUUUGUUUGAAACGUUACUGUCUUAUAUAAUAAAAAAAA
Lutzomyia longipalpis is the source of this 1717-nucleotide messenger RNA. RefSeq names its product vesicular glutamate transporter 1-like. Gene Ontology annotation, molecular function: transmembrane transporter activity. The record is from RefSeq and is a predicted model, not a curated record. Bases 83 to 1564 code for a protein of 493 amino acids. Gene Ontology annotation, biological process: monoatomic anion transport; transmembrane transport. Lineage: Eukaryota; Metazoa; Arthropoda; Insecta; Diptera; Psychodidae. The transcript has 6 exons.